CCCCAGCCCCGGGACAGUCUCCGGGGCAGCGGGAGCUGUGUUUUGGGAGCCGUGUUUGGUCCCCCCGCUCCCGACGGGAAGGUGACUCUUCCCCCCCCGCAUGCUGCUGCCAGAUGAGGACAGCCUGUCCGGGGACGCCGGCGACCUGAAGGUGCCCCCCUCCCAGAUCAAGAGGAAGAAACGCCGGCACAGGACGGUGUUCACAGCUCACCAGCUGGAGGAGCUGGAGAAGGCUUUCAACGAAGCCCACUACCCCGACGUCUACGCCAGGGAGAUGCUGGCCGUGAAGACGGAGCUGCCAGAGGACAGGAUACAGGUUUGGUUUCAGAACCGAAGAGCCAAGUGGCGGAAGCGGGAGAAGUGCUGGGGCCGGAGCAGCGUGAUGGCCGAGUACGGCCUCUAUGGGGCCAUGGUGAGGCACUCCAUCCCUCUGCCUGAGUCCAUCAUCAACUCUGCCAAGAGUGGGCUGGUGGGAUCCUGUGCCCCAUGGCUGCUAGGCAUGCACAAAAAGUCCAUGGAGGUGAGCAGGAAGGCGGAGAUCCAAGAGAAGCUGGCAGAUGGCUGGCAAACGGAGCAGGAGGAGGAAGAGGAACUCAGAGUGAAGCAGGCCAGUUCCCAGAGGGGCUCUGACAAGCUUGGCCCUGCAAAAGAUGCGGAGGAUACGGCAAUUGACCUUUCCAGGACAGCCAAGCACGAGAAGAGGGGUAUACUGAGGCAGUGCAUCAAUGGGGACCCACCCACGGAGCAGAAGGACAGGGACCACUGAGCUCUUCCCCAGAGGAGGCCAGACCUCACAGCUUCCUGGGCGAGAUAAUAAUAUUUAUUGAUUUAUUGAUAUAUAUUUUUCUUAAAUAAUUGAACUUUUAUCUGAAUUCAGGGCAUUUUACAACUGGGCACACGCAUCCCCUUGUUCCCUCACUUUCAAGCUGUUCAUUUCUCAGCAGAGCCAGCGUGGAGGGUGGGAGAGGUGUCCUCAACAGGGCCAAGAGCAGCAUGAAAAUGGGACCACACUGUGGUCAGCAUGGACUGCUGCUGGAGAAGAGCUGCCCUCCCCCCUGGGCUGUGAACACUUCCCCGGCUAGCCAGGAGCACAAAGAGCAGCAAUGAAAUGGGAGUCGCUCCCUUCUCAAACGCUCGGGUGCAAAGACGGUGCAGGAGUUUACAGAUGCCUUUGCCAAGCGCUUGCACCCCUGCACAGCACCCGUGUGGCAAGUCCCUCCACUUUGACCAUAUAAUUCUUCCACCUCCAAGAGCAGGAGAGUUUUUAAACAUGGUAGGGCUCAUCCUCAAGCUGGUAUAACCUGAUAGAUGCACCAGUUUAUACCUCCUGAGGAUCUGACCUGUCAAUGCAGCCUUAUCACUGGAUUUACACUGUGUAGCUUCCUUAACUCAUCUUUGGGAGAAGGGGUAAAGACAUUUUUGGUUUUGCAAUGAUUUUGUACAGUCUUGAAUGUUAUCUAUGCAUAAUAGAACAGACCUUUUUGAAAACUAAGCCAUAGUACCCUGGAACAACUAAACAAUUUUGUGAAUUGACAUAAGAUAUUUUGUAAUUGUCUGUAAAAAGUGUUAAUGUCAGAGCUGUUUCUUGGUUGUCCUAUAUUUAUAUCUAAAAGCACUUUUGUGAUAUGGAUUUUUGAAUGUGGAUCUUCCUUUUUUGUCCACCAUUUAUUUAUUACACAUCCAUAAAUAAAAUUGUGGUGUAUCUUUGGUUUUCA
Molecule: messenger RNA, 1715 nt
Organism: Athene cunicularia (burrowing owl)
Lineage: Eukaryota; Metazoa; Chordata; Aves; Strigiformes; Strigidae
Gene: VSX1
Product: visual system homeobox 1
Exons: 5
Coding region: 101-766 (221 amino acids)
Biological process (GO): regulation of transcription by RNA polymerase II
Cellular component (GO): nucleus
Molecular function (GO): DNA-binding transcription factor activity, RNA polymerase II-specific; sequence-specific double-stranded DNA binding
Source: RefSeq, a predicted model, not a curated record